Molecule: messenger RNA, 5671 nt
Organism: Prorocentrum cordatum
Lineage: Eukaryota; Dinophyceae; Prorocentrales; Prorocentraceae
Source: the annotation of a GenBank genome assembly
GAGCUCGCCGAGAGACACGCUGUCAAACAUGGACGAGCAGGUUCGGCAUCAGUUCGAACUGCUGAGGCAGGAGUUCGCGGCUCAAAUAGGUCAGGCAGCCGACGAGAUGAGGAGGCUGGAGAACGAGAAUCAGCGUCUUCAGCAGCAGGUGGCAGGAGGCCUCGCGGCAAUCCCGCAGGCGAUCGAGCGGAUGGGCGAGCAGAUCAGAGGCGCGACGAGCGCGGGUGGAGCCGUUCAAGGUCUCGUAGACACCAAGGGGAUCGGCAAGCCCACGACGCUGGGCGACGACCAAGAGAAGUUCGGCGCCUGGAAUCGCAAGAUGGAGAACUACGUGAUCGGCGUGUACGGAGAGAGUUUUCGCCCUGUUCUUCGGUGGGCAGCCGAAGCCGAACGCCCCGUGACGAUCGAGGGAGCUCGGGCGGUGCACGACGGAGUUCCAGAGCUGGAGACCAAGGUCAACCAGCUGUACGCGGCGCUGAUCAGCACGACGGCGGACGGCAGCGAGAGCAACGACCUCGUGACGGGCGCCCCCGACGGGAACGGUCUCGAAGCCUGGCGGAAGCUCCACCGCAGGUGGGAUCCGACGACAGGCCCGAGGAAGAGGCUGAUCCUGAGGUCGAUCAUCUCGCCUCCGAAGUGCAGCGCGGACGAGCUGGGGUCCGCCUUAGAGAAGUGGAUCCAGCAGAUAGGCAGGUACGAACGCCGCCAAGGAGAAGAUGGUCUGGCCGAGCUGCCGGAGGAUAUCAAGAUGGCGGCCCUCGAGAUGCUCGUGCCUCAGGACAUCGAGAACCACCUCGUACUCAACAAGCAUCGGCUCGUAACGUUCCAGGACAGUCUGAACGAGGUAAUGACGAUCGUAGAGGCUCGGACCGGCGUGAAGAUCAAGGCGGCAGGCAGCCUGGAGGAGGAGCCUGAAGCGGAGGUCGCCGCUCUGGACAUGGGCAGCUUGGACUGCCUGGAGCUCGCCAGCGGCAGCGGCCGCGGCGUAGCGGCGGUCGACCUCUCCCCCUUCGCGCAGGACGACUGGAUGAAGUUCAACUGGGACAGCGGUGCAGCUAUCUCAGCAUUCCCUCGGAGCUUCGCGCCGCCGACGGGAAUGAAGGGCAACGGCAGCACGUAUCGUACGGCCAGUGGUGAGCUCGUCCCGGACGAGGGCAGCUUGCAGCUCAAGGCGGAGGACGAGUACGGAGUGCUACGAGCACUCAAGGGACGCGUGACGAACGUGCACAAGCCGUUGAUCUCGGUGGGGCAGGCAGCAGGAGCUGGACAGUGUUCAUUCCUGGGUCGCAAUGGCGGCUGGAUAUUCCACGAGAAGAGCCCAAUCGGCAAGCGCGUGGUAGGCAUGCUCGAGAAGGAGGCGAAGGCGGCGAAGCACCAGAUGCUGCCGGUCUAUCGCGAGCAGGGCGUCUACAACUUCUACCUCAAGAAGGGCCAACAUGGCUCGGUUGCUCCUCUCGAGGAGGGACUUUCGGCGAAGUCGAAGUCCGAGCUAGUGGAGCUCCUCAGCGGCAAGUCGAAGGAGGAGCUGCUGGAGAUCCUCGAGAAGACAGACGACGAGACGGCGGUGCCGGUGGUCUCGUCCGACUACGCCUUCAUGGGCCAGGACGACGCGGACACCAUGCCGAUGCUGGUACUUAGGGAUCGGCGCUCGAAGAUGAUGGCAGCGACAUUCGUGGAGAAGAAGGGCGACGACGCCUACGCCAUCAAGUUCUUCGCACGCUUCUUGCGGAUCCUGGGCUACAGGAAGAUCGUCAACAAGUCCGACGGCGAGCCGGCGAUCCUGUUGGUCAAGAGGCGUGCGGUGGAGGAGGUUCCUGGCCUCGAGGCCAUUCCCCAGGAGUCGGCACCGGCCGAUCAUCAGGCCAAUGGGGAGAUCGAGGUCACGGUGCGCGAGAUUAAGAAGCAGGUGCGGGCGCUCAAGAUGGACCUGGAGUCCAAGCUGGGCGUCAAGGUGGAGGACAAGCACCCGGUGCUAGCGCACCUGCCGGAGCACGCCGCAUCGGUAAUCAACCGAUACCGGCGCGGCCAGGAUGGCAAGACCGCUCUCCAGCGGCUCACGGGACGGCAGUGGAGGAAGCCGGUCCCGCUCUUCGGCGAGCGCUUGAUGGCGCGGUUCGCCGGGGAGCGCGCGAGGAAGAACGCGCUGGAGGAGCAGAUGGUGGAGGCUCGCUACAUCGGCCACCACCCGCGCGACGGCUCGAUGAUGGUCAUCACGAGCGACGGCGCGAAGAAGGCGGUAGGCUUUCGCAGCCUGCCGCAGAGCGAGAAGUGGAUCACGGCGGGCUGGGAUGGCCUGAAGGGCCUGCCGUGGGACGUGGCUCCGCGUGCGGCAAGCGCGCCGCGGGCCAUCGUCGGACCUGGAGAGGUCGGACCGCCACCAAUUGUGGUGGUGUCGCCGCAGCCGCAGGCGCCGAGGAGGAUGUACGUCCUCAAGGCGGACGUCGAGCGGCUGGGCGCAACGCCGGGAUGCCCAGGGUGCGUCUCGAUCGCCAAGCACGGCAAGGUGCUGGCUGGCCAUGCGCACAACGCGGUGUGCAGCAAGAGAAUCUUCGAAGCGCUGGACGCUGAGGAGGCAGGCCGGGAGAGGGACCCCUCCGCCGAAGACGGCUCGGAGGAUUACAGAGCCGGUGGCAGCGGCGGCGGCGGCAUCGGCCGCGCCGGCCGCGACCCGAUCGGCAGCAGCGCCAGCCGCGGCAGCCGCAGCGGCGCGCAUGCGAGAGAGCCAGCCGGUAGCAUCGGGCUCCGGCCUUCAGGAGGAGCGAGCUCCAGUUCGGGAGCAGCGCGAGCGGCAGAGGCCGCCGAGGAUGUCGACAUGACCGCGACCAGGUCGCGGCUGAAGCGCUUGGCGGAGGUGGCCCCGGAUGACGUGCCGGAGGCCCUCGAGCGCGGUGAUCCACAGCCGGCAGACGUGCCGGUACCGGUGGACAUGGAGGAUCUCGCGGCGCAGCCGGCGCCAGCGGAAGGACCUCAGCUGCCAGCUGGAGUGGCAGUCGUGUGGAACGCCAGUGAGGGGAGGCACAUGCGGGUGCUCGCCCUCGAUGUGGCGUCGAUCGAGCUGGUUGAGCUCGGAGUGCUGACGAGAGCGAAGGCGGAGUUGCUCCCGCUCGUUCGCGAACAGGUCAGCGGCCAUUGGGCCAGCGUCGGCGUGGACAUCGCCGACGAAGAGGUGGACAGCAUCGCCCUAUCGGCGUUGCAGCUGGGCGCCGUGGACGUGGCCGAGGUGUACUCGCCACAUCGGUUCUCGGCUCGGGCAGCGGAAUUUCAGCUGCGCCCGGGCUUCGCGGCGGACCUGGAGGAACUCAAGGAGGACGGGACGCCGUGGGACUUGCGGCGCCCCGAGGAUGUCAAGGAGCUCGAGAAGCAGCAGGAGCGGAUGGAUCCCAUCCUGCUCACGGGGUCCCCUCCAUGCGAGAAGUUCAGCUUGCUGAGGGGCCUGAGCGCCAAGUUCAGGACCGAUGAGCAGGAGGCGGCUGAGAUGGAGGAGGCCAGACACCACCUGAAGGUGGCAGUCGACGCCUACUGGCGUCAGCUCAGGAAGCCAGGCAGGUACUUCCUGCAUGAGCAUCCCUGGAGCGCGCGAUCGUGGAAUGAGGACAUCGUCAAGGAGCUGGUCGCGCAUCCAGGAGUCUUCACGGUCAAAGGCCUCAUGUGUCGGUGGGGCAUGAAGCUCACGAACCCACGCAGUGGUCAGGAGGAGUUCGUGCGCAAGGAGACCGGAUGGGUCACCAACCAUCCAGGCUUAGCCCGGAGGCUGCAGGGCACUUGCAGCAAUGUGGACGGCCGCGCGGAAUGGCAUCGCCACAUCACGCUCGUGGGCGGCAUCGCGCGGUUCGCGAAGGUCUAUCCACCGAAGUUGGUAGAGGCGGUGCUGGAGGAGCUCAAGGACACGCUGAAUGACGUGGGAGAGCUCAGCACCGCCCAGGUGCAGCAGUCGGGCCCAGUCCCUGUGGACGCGGCAGUGCCGCCCGGGGACUGGACGAGUUACUGGGACGACGUCAAUGGCGGCUACCUGGAGGCGGGCCUUGUGGCCCAGGCUCGCGCGGUCGAGCGCGAGUGGGUCAAGAAGCAGGAGCUGAUCGAGAUCGUCCCGAGGUCUCAGGCUUUCGCCGAGACUGGGCGUCCGCCCAUCCCACUCAAGUGGGUCGACACGAACAAGGGUGACGCGGAGAGGCCCAACUACAGGAGCAGGCUCGUCGUGAAGGAGAUCAAGGCGAAGAAGCGCCCCGACGAGCAGCUGGAGGCGUCCGAGGUCUUCUCGGCCAUGCCUCCUCUGGAGGCCAUGCGGUCGCUGGUCUCGCUGAUGGUCACGUGGACGCGGGAAGCACCGCUCCACAUUCAGGAGUCGCUUCGCAAGAAGGGCAGGAAGCCGGGCAACUUCAAGAUCGGCUUCUUCGACAUCAGCAGGGCGCACUUCUACGGGAAGGCGCAGCGGAGGAUCUUCGUAGAGCUGGAGGAGGAGAGUCGCAAGGAGUACGGCGAGGACAAGUGCGGCCUACUCCUCAAGUCCUGGUACGGCACGCAGGACGCCAGCAAGAUCUGGCAGGGCGAUUACACGGAGCUGCUGGAGGAACACGGCUACAAGGCGGGCGUGUCGUGCCCAGCGGUCUUCUACAAGGAGGUGGACGAGACGAGGCUGCUGGGGCACGGCGACGACUUCGCGGUGCUGGCUCAGCAGCAGGACAUCGACAGCUUCGAGGCCACGCUGGGCAAGAAGUACGAGUUCAAGAAGACUGCGAACCUAGGCUUCGACGAGGGCGAUGACAAGCAGGCGGUCUUCCUGAAUCGGGUCAUCGAGGUCAGCGCGGGAGUUCCGCCUGGCGGUGGCCGGCCCUGCCGGCAUGCGAUGAUCGAGCCGGACAAGCGGCGCGCGGAGAUCGUGAUCGACGAGUUGGGUCUCAGCAAGGCCAACGGCGUGGACACGCCGAUGGAGAAGCGCAGCGCCGACAAGCAGAUGAUGGAUGCGAAGUCGGCGGCGUUGGGAGCAGCGGAAGCUUCGCGCUUCCGAUCCCUCACCAUGAGGGUGGCCUACCUGUCUCAGGACAGGCUGGACUUGGCAGAGGCAUCGAAGACGCUCGCUAGGUCCAUGCAGACGCCAACGGAGGCGAGUUGGCUCAUGCUCAAGAGGGUUGGCCGCUACCUCAAGCGGCAUCCUAGCACGGUGACGGUUUUCACGGAGCAGAAGAUGUUCGACAAGAUCCGGGUGUACGUGGACUCCGAUCAUGCGGGCUGCGCAGUCACCCGGAAGAGCACCGGAGGCUUCGUGGCGAUGCUGGGGCAUCAUGUCGUCAAGCAUGGCAGUAAUCUGCAGUCGACGGUUUCUUUGAGCAGCGGAGAGAGCGAGUACUACGCCCUGGUGAAGGGCGGGAGCGUGGGCCUGGGCCUUCACAGCCUCUUCGCGGACUGGGGGCUGGACCUGAAGGUAGAGCUCGCCUCGGAUUCAUCGGCGGCCCGGGGCCACGUCCAACGGCGGGGUCUCGGGAAGAUGCGACAUGUUCAAUCACGAUACUUGUGGAUCCAGGAGCGCGUGGGCAAGGGCGACCUCUCGAUCGCCGCGGUUCCUGGUAAGAACAAUGUCGCGGACGUGCUGACCAAGAGCGUGGGUGGAUCCCUUUUGAGGAGACACAUGGCGACGCUCAACAUCUGGGAUCGGACGCCGAGUUUGACUCAGAAG